Messenger RNA from Gastrolobium bilobum, 1520 nucleotides. Its product is annotated as ankyrin repeat domain-containing protein EMB506, chloroplastic. Gene Ontology annotation, biological process: protein targeting to chloroplast. Gene Ontology annotation, cellular component: chloroplast outer membrane. Gene Ontology annotation, molecular function: chloroplast targeting sequence receptor activity; protein binding. NCBI's taxonomy places the organism in Eukaryota, Viridiplantae, Streptophyta, Magnoliopsida, Fabales, Fabaceae. The coding region runs from base 139 to 1134 and encodes 331 amino acids. The record is from RefSeq and is a predicted model, not a curated record. The transcript is spliced from 8 exons.
AGAUACUGUAUUAGUGGAGUUGUGGAAAAGGGGAACAGAGCACAACGUCGCUUUACCACAUUGAAGGAGAAAGGGAGUUUAAGGUUUUGCUAACCAACAAAGCGAAAGACCCAUUGAUUUUGGUUAGAGGAAACAGAAAUGGGUUCUUGGUCUACAGCAUCUGUUAUGACUAAUCAAUUUAUUCCAUUUUCUGCCAUCAUUACUGAAUCUGCCAUGAACUCCAAAUUUGCCGCCAGUUUCUAUAAAAUAUAUAGAAGCAGAAGCAAAGAAAAAUUCAGUCUCUCUUUUGCUAGGGACAAUUAUAAAGUUUGGAGUACUAGUGCAAUCAAAUCAAGCCGAGAAGUAUCGUAUUUGCAAAUGCAACAACGAAAUGGAACUUGGGAAGAACCAGAUAUUGACAGUGACAGUGAGUGUGAUGAUGAAGAAGGUGAGGGAGUUGAAGAUGAGAACCUUGGAUUUGAAAGUGAUUGGGAAGAGGAAGAGACGAAGACUUCAGCUAUUACUGAUGUUAAUAUAACUUCAAGGGACAAGUAUGAGGAGCAUCUUAAGAGAGAGGUUGAACAGCUUAUGGAUCCAGUAGAAAGUGCAAUAUUGGAGCAGAAUGUAACCCCUAACUUAGAAAAAAUAUCAACUGCAAAAUGGAGCCCACUGCACACUCUUGCACUAUCAAUGCAGAUUAGUAGCAUGGACAAGCUUCUUGAAAAUGGUUUGGAUAUUGAUUUCCUUAAUAAAGAAGGUCUCACUGCGCUUCAUAAGGCGAUUAUAGGCAGAAAAGAAGCUGUGAUAAGCCAUCUUUUACGGAAAGGUGCUAGUCCUCAUGUUAAGGAUAAGGAUGGAGCUACUCCACUUCAUUAUGCAGUUCAAGUUGGUGCCAAGCAAACUGUGAAAUUAUUGAUCAAGUAUAAAGUUGAUGUCAAUGUUGCAGAUAAUGAUGGUUGGACCCCAUUGCACAUUGCCAUUCAAAGCAGAAACAGAGAUAUAGCAAAAAUUUUGUUAGUCAGUGGUGCAGAUAAGACAAGAAAAAAUAAGGAUGGAAAAACAGCACUUGAUCUAAGCUUAUGUUAUGGGAAAGACUUCAAGUCUUAUGACCUUGCCAAAUUACUGAAGGUAGUUCCAGCUAACGAAGAUCUAUGAUGUGGGAUAUGCAAUCUUCCAGAACAAGAUUGAAGUCUCAGUUGAAUGAUAUCUGCUUCCAAUUAGCACUAAAGUGAUCCUUUUCAAAAUGAUGAAAGCUUUGAUGGAACAAUUCAUUAUCUUCUACUUCAAUGAUUGCUUGGAAUAUUUUUGCAGCAUAGCUCUAAUUACAACGUAGUCCUAUCAAAACUACACAAGUUGUGCAGAUUUUAAGUCUCAGAGUAUUGGUGAACUGCAGAAACAAAGUGGUUAGCAAAUUACUGUAUCAUCCUAAAUGAGCUGUUCAAGGCUUCAAGCUAUUGUGAUCUUUCUACGUUGAAAUUUGUUUCAAAGGAUAACAAAUUAUCUAAUGGGUGCUAAAAAAAUUUAUAUUGAUUUAUAACAAG